AGACAGUUGAUACUGUAGAACAAGUUGCAGCAUGCAACAGCAGUCUUUAUAAGCAUUGAGACCAGUGGAUUUUUCAAGCGAAAUUUAUCGGUGCAUGAGGCUAGAACAGUCGUCGACCAAACUUCACUUGCUUACAAGAUAAUCAUGAGGAUCAGUACAAUCUACGCGAUCUUGUUGGUGUUUUCUUGGACUGUCUUCGGAUUUUUGCCAGAGGUUGGUUCAGCGCCCAGCAUGAGACAUGACACGUUUUCGCAACUGCGAAAACGCUUUUCCCGUUCAGUGUCCUCAAACUGGAAAGAAUGUUCGUGGAAUAGUAUCAGCGAGGGUAAAGACUACGGUCUGAUCAGGGAUUGUGUUUUUAGAAAGAAACAGAGCAAUUCUGCCCUGCACGUUUACUGGAAUGGCGAAUUCAGUGUGAAUCAAUGUAGCGGUUGCUGUAAGCGCUGGUUCUUCACGUUCAACGGUGCCGAAUGUCAGUCGCCUCGUGCAAUAGAUGGCCUUGUGUACUUAAGUUAUGGUACCGUUUGGCUCCACCGUGUCCGCCAUAUUGAGGGUCACUGUAACAAUGUCCAAAGGGGAAAUGUCCGUGUCGGCUUUAAUGUUGGUGACUGUUCCGGGUAUGGGAAUGCUAAUGCAUACACCGGGUGGGGAACGGCCAGCCGUUUGUUCGUAGAGGAAGUACCUAGCCCCCAGACGUAGGAGGCUUUUGACUUGUGUUACGGGAUGUUUAGCAGUGGUUAUUAGAAAACUGAUGUCUUGCUUAGUUCGUCUCUAAAAACAUUAAAU
Actinia tenebrosa (Australian red waratah sea anemone) is the source of this 786-nucleotide messenger RNA. RefSeq names its product collagen triple helix repeat-containing protein 1. NCBI's taxonomy places the organism in Eukaryota, Metazoa, Cnidaria, Anthozoa, Actiniaria, Actiniidae. The record is from RefSeq and is a predicted model, not a curated record.